This is a messenger RNA of Cervus elaphus (red deer), 985 nucleotides long. RefSeq lists its product as uncharacterized. The transcript is spliced from 2 exons. Bases 20 to 967 code for a protein of 315 amino acids. NCBI's taxonomy places the organism in Eukaryota, Metazoa, Chordata, Mammalia, Artiodactyla, Cervidae. The record is from RefSeq and is a predicted model, not a curated record.
CGCUGGGCUCGCCCGGCCAAUGCGAGCCCGGGUGGCAUCGGCACCAGCCCUCUCAGCCAAUGGCAGAGCGCGGCACACCGCUCUCCACGCCGCGGCCAAUCCGCGCAGUGGCACGUGGCACGCCCGCCCCCGUAGGCUAUCCAAUCAGCUGCGGGGCGGCUGCCACAUCUACCCCAGUCGGGGGCCACCGCAGCCAGUCCGUAGACGGUCGCUGCGCCCCGGCACGCGCAGCACCUCGCGCAGCUCUCUUCUCCCAGCCGAGGGUCCCCUGAGUGCCGCGCUCUCUUCGCGGCCACGCUCUUCACGACCUGGCUCUCCUCAGGCCGCGGUCCUUGGGCCGUGCUCUGCUCUGGCUGCGCUCGUCUCUUCAAGAUGCUCCUCUGGCCGCGUACUCCACAGCCGCAGUCACCUCGGUGCCGUGCUCUUCACGCCGCUCUCCGCGCAGCGCACUUCACAGGCUGCGCUCUUCUCACCGAGAAGCCCCUCCGGCCGCGCUCACCUCAGUGCCGCGAUCUCCUCACCGAGACGCCUCUCUGGCCGCGCUCCUCAUGGCUGCGCUCCUCACGGCUGCGCUCACCUCAGUGCCGCGGUCUCCUCACGGAGACGCCUCUCCGGCCGUGCUCCUCACGGCUGCGCUCACCUCAGUGCCGCGAUCUCCUCACCGAGACGCCUCUCUGGCCGCGCUCCUCAUGGCUGCGCUCCUCACAGCUGUGCUCACCUCAGUGCCGCGGUCUCCUCACGGAGACGCCUCUUCGGCCGCGCUCCUCACGGCUGCGCUCACAUUGGUGCUGCGGUCUCCACACCGAGACGCCGCUCCGGCCGCGCUCCUCACGGCUGCGCUUACCUUAGUGCCGCCGUCUUCGUGGCUGCGAUCUCCUCACGGCCCGUCAGUGCUCUGGGCGCGGUCCGCCUGGUGGCGCGGGGGCUGGCAAUCGACGACGAGCCAAGUAUUCAUUUACAGAUGUGAGAGUUGGAUCAUAAAGAA